Messenger RNA from Anthostomella pinea, 2025 nucleotides. Lineage: Eukaryota; Fungi; Ascomycota; Sordariomycetes; Xylariales; Xylariaceae. The record is from the annotation of a GenBank genome assembly.
AUGCGACCUCUGCCUGGCCACGACGACUCCCGCGUCGGCCGCCAGCGCCCCGCCGACCAUGACCUCGUGCCCCUCAUGAGCUCUGCGUCCAGCGCCAGGCGAAUGUCCUUCGUCCUCGCUGACGAGGCCUCUGUCGAUUCCUAUCUCGAGCAGCCCACUGUACCGAACCGCUUCAGAGACCCUCGGAAAGCCGCUGAGCAAGCCCAGAAAGACGACAAGAACCAUGCGUCGAGACAGCCUGGACGGGACCAUGCGCCUCCCUACUCACCGUCGUCGGGCGCUUCCCAUCGCACACGUAGUCCUGCCUCCAUGAGGUCAGAAGACCAAUCAUCAGUAUCGCGGCCCGUAACCCCCAUCAUGAUCGGCACCUCUUGUACUGGUUCCGCCAUGAGUAGCCCGUCCAUCGCCGGCUCCCUCUCAGAUCAUGCCGUCAGCUCCGACGAAGAACCCACGGCCAAAGGCGCCUCGAGUAUGCUGGACAGCGGGGGCAGCGCCCCCCAGCUCGUCAUGCCCAGCAUAAGGAUGCCGAGUCGACGCCCCUUCACUGAGACCGGCAAGAACAUGGGUCGCUUGAAGGUGCUUCUUGCUGGUGACUCCGGUGUUGGCAAGACCUCGCUCGUGAAAGCGAUUGUUCAGACCUGCGAGCAUAUCGUCCACGCCGACCCACUGCCCUCGCAAUCCGAGGUCAGCAGACGUCCAUCGAGAUCGCACGAUGACUUGUUCUCAUCGAGGAGAGCUUCCACAUCCACGAGUGCCGUCUCCGAGAUCUACGCCAGCACCAAACCCUAUCCCGAGUGGUGGACAGAGUUGGAUGAGUUCCGCGCCUCCCGACGGCGGAAGAGUCUGGGUGAUAGCGUCCUGGAACGCAAUAUCUGUUUCGUAGAUACACCGGGCUACGGUACGGGAUCAUCCGCUAUGGAGAUCAUCGUGCCUUGUGUCGAGUAUGUCGAGUCUUUCAUGAACAAGGUGUCUUCAGAUUCCAUAAGCGACUCGGAUAUGUUGAAUAUGCUAGGGGGUGACGGCGGUUGUCAGGUUGACGUGGUUCUUUACCUUAUUUCAGAGAGGCUGAAACCUGCCGACCUGGAAUAUAUUCGCCGACUGGUACCGCUGACGAACGUCAUCCCCGUUCUGGCUCAGGCAGACGCUUUAUCACCAAAACAAGUCGCGGCCUGCAAACAAGAAAUUGCUAGUCAGCUUCGCGAAGCGAACAUUCGACCCUUCAGUUUCACGCCGUCGACACUUCUAGAGUCCGGGCCGCCCGUGCCUGUGGUCCCCUACACGGUAUCUAGUGCGAAUUGCCCAGACUACGACACGAUGGAUGCGAGUCUCCUUAUGAGCGAUGAUUAUGUGCAGCCCCUGAAGUCGACGGAGCUGACAUACCUUGUCGAGAACGUUCUCAGCCCCAAUGGAGCAUCUUGGCUUCGUCAUGCGGCGGCCAAGAAGUAUCUGCAAUGGAGACAGAGCUUUGCGCCACGACCGCGCCAUCUAUAUCGGCCACUGGGCCUGCCCGGCCCAAGGAACUCGUCUGCGCUGGCUCGACCAUCAAACGAUUUGGUAGGGCCAUGCCCAACUUCGGCGCUCGCCCGUAUUGCUGAAGCGCGGAACAACAGCCCGCCGCGAUUUCACAUGGUUGAUUGGGCAGCCGACCUCCAGCGUAGUCUGGCUGGCGAGCGGUCGCGCUACGAAGCACUUGUGCGCGGCGAGCGUGCGGUCUGGCUCACAGAGAGAUUGAAGGAGUGUGUUCAAGACGGUACUCUGGUUGCGAUGAACGGGUCAACGGAGGCGAGCCCUGGACGGACGAGGCGAGGGCGGCACGGACUUUCCCGGACAAAACAACAGCAGGAUCCUCUGGGAUUACUCGGGGUGACAGCGGAUUUGAAAGCUCGGGGUUGGGUUGCGCUGGAGGUGCUGGGCAGCAUGAGCGUGAUAGGAGGACUGGCAUUCUGGCUGUCGAGGCAACAUUGGCAGACAGAAUCUGUCAAGCCACUGGAUGAGUGGGCCAGGUUCUGGGGGAUGGAUCUCUGA